Messenger RNA from Jatropha curcas, 2190 nucleotides. Its product is annotated as metal transporter Nramp1. Gene Ontology annotation, biological process: manganese ion transport; iron ion transmembrane transport. Gene Ontology annotation, cellular component: plasma membrane. Gene Ontology annotation, molecular function: cadmium ion transmembrane transporter activity; manganese ion transmembrane transporter activity. Lineage: Eukaryota; Viridiplantae; Streptophyta; Magnoliopsida; Malpighiales; Euphorbiaceae. The record is from RefSeq and is a predicted model, not a curated record.
UUUUCGAGGAAAGAAAGAAAAAAAUUAAGUGGACAACAGUACAACAAUCCCUUUUCCGUUUGAUAGGGACAACCAGAGCAAUUCGCUUACUAGAAAACAGAAAAAGCAUUACGAUGUGAGAUUAUAGAGAGAGAUAGUUAUGAAACAUUUAUAGUGGGCCAAUCAGAGAAACAAAUCCACCCUCAGAGAACUCUCAGUUGAGUAUUUUAAGGGAUAUAGGACUUUCUUCUUCUUGAUUUGCGUUUUUUUUUUUUUUAAACUCAGGAAAGAAAUUAAUAGCAUAAAAAUGGCCGGUUCUCAAUCUGUGCAGCCGCAGUUCAUUGCAAGCACUGGAAAUGGGAGUUUUUCUAAUGCACCCCUUAUUGAAAAUUCUGAUGUUGAUCAAAUAAUUGUUCCUGAUAGAAAAAGCUGGAAAAACCUGUUUGCAUAUAUGGGUCCAGGGUUUCUUGUUUCUAUUGCAUAUAUAGAUCCUGGAAAUUUUGAAACUGACCUACAGGCAGGAGCACAAUACAAGUAUGGGUUACUGUGGAUCAUAUUAGUGGCCUCAUGUGCUGCUCUUGUUAUUCAAUCUCUAGCAGCCAAUUUGGGUGUUGUCACAGGAAAGCAUUUAGCAGAACACUGUAAAGCUGAAUAUCCUAGGGUGCCAAACUUCAUCCUUUGGAUUCUUGCUGAAAUUGCUAUUGUUGCAUGUGAUAUUCCUGAAGUGAUUGGUACAGCCUUUGCAUUGAACAUGCUCUUCAGGAUUCCAAUUUGGAUUGGUGUUCUUCUGACUGGGCUUAGUACACUAGUUCUUCUAGCAUUGCAACGAUAUGGGGUCCGGAAGCUUGAAUUCUUGAUUGCUUUUCUCGUAUUCACAAUUGCUGUAUGCUUUUUCGUGGAGCUUGGCUAUGCAAAGCCUGCUGCUAAUGAAGUUUUAUAUGGGCUUUUUGUUCCCCAACUUAAGGGAGAUGGUGCUACUGGCCUUGCAAUUUCACUUCUUGGUGCCAUGGUUAUGCCGCACAAUCUCUUCCUCCAUUCAGCAUUGGUGCUUUCCAGGAAAAUCCCUCGAUCUGUCCGUGGUAUCAAGGAGGCUUGCAGAUAUUACUUAAUAGAAAGUGCCUUUGCUCUCGCAGUGGCCUUUCUCAUUAAUGUGUCCGUUAUUUCUGUUAGUGGUGCUGUUUGCAAUUCCUCAAAUUUAAAUGCUGAAGAUCAGUCAAACUGCAAGGACUUGGACUUGAACAAGGCUUCAUUUUUGCUUAAAAAUGUUUUAGGCAGUUGGAGUUCAAAACUUUUUGCAAUUGCUUUGCUGGCAUCAGGUCAGAGUUCUACCAUAACAGGGACUUAUGCAGGGCAGUAUGUCAUGCAGGGUUUUUUGGAUCUACGAUUGACACCAUGGAUACGAAACUUUCUAACUCGAUGCUUGGCAAUAGUCCCUAGUUUAAUUGUUGCACUCAUUGGUGGCUCUAGUGGGGCUGGAAAACUAAUUAUUAUUGCAUCGAUGAUUCUAUCAUUUGAGCUCCCUUUUGCUCUUAUUCCACUUCUUAAAUUCACUAGCUGCAAAACCAAGAUGGGGAUGUACGCCAACUCAACUACGAUUUCAGCCCUAACUUGGCUUGUUGGUUCCUUAAUCAUGUCAAUAAAUGUAUACUUCCUCGCAACUGGCUUCAUCAAGCUUCUUCUUCAUGGCCAUUUAAAAGUUGUUGCUGCUGUCUUUCUUGGUAUAUUUGGAUUUUCAGCUAUGGCAUUAUAUCUGGCCGCAAUUGCAUACUUAAUAUUUCGUAAAAACAAGGGAGCUACUCCUCUUUUGGCACUAACAACACCGGAAGCUCGAGAAAUGGCUAUCGGGUGUGGUGAUACAUCGGUGCAUGAUCUCCCUAGAGAAGACAUUGUAAAUAUGCAGUUACCUCAAACAAGGUCUACAGAAGAUGUUUUCUAGUAAUUGGUAGGGUAAGUCUGAUCUUAGGAAGGCAAAUUCUCCAGGAACCCUUUCCGAUUUUGCUGAUCAAAAUAAUAAGUUUUGGUGCAAACCUUUUUCUUUCCUUGUCAUGGGUUUCUUAAGCUUAUGGAAUCAUGCAUGGAACAAAAAUCAGAAAAUUCGUUUCUAAGGUUUGUUAAUCCAAGCUUUGUUUAGUCUCUAUCCACAUCUGACUUUAGCUUGAGGCUUUUCUUAUGCAAUAUAUGUUUAUUACAUUUGGAAAAUAAUUUCACUAA